This is a messenger RNA of Exophiala dermatitidis NIH/UT8656, 1318 nucleotides long. Its product is annotated as DNA repair protein rhp51. The record is from RefSeq and is a predicted model, not a curated record. Gene Ontology annotation, biological process: mitotic recombination; double-strand break repair via homologous recombination; DNA strand invasion. Gene Ontology annotation, cellular component: condensed nuclear chromosome. The transcript is spliced from 4 exons. Lineage: Eukaryota; Fungi; Ascomycota; Eurotiomycetes; Chaetothyriales; Herpotrichiellaceae. Bases 126 to 1175 code for a protein of 349 amino acids. Gene Ontology annotation, molecular function: ATP hydrolysis activity; DNA strand exchange activity; ATP-dependent DNA damage sensor activity.
CAUCGCCCUCUUCACAACUUCUCCUGCUUCAUUGAUUUCUGUGUAUCGAACACUGUAACUGCAGGCAACCUUGCAAUUGUGCUGUUCCAAGUCCCCGGGACGAUACUCGACUCUUCGCAUCCAAUAUGACCCAGACCGAAAGUGCCGACACGGCGCAAGAUGACUAUGAGGAGAUGCCGGGUGGCCCUGGUGCCCCAAUCCCGGUAUCGCAGCUUGUAGGUGUCGCGGGUCUUACAGACAGAGACAUCAAGCUAGUUGUCGAGGGUGGCUUUCACACAGUGGAAUCGAUCGCUUAUACACCGCGGCGACAACUGGAGCAGAUCAAAGGCAUUUCCGAAGCAAAAGCUAGUAAACUCUUGAACGAAGCAAUGAAACUGGUGCCUAUGGGCUUCACCACGGCUACAGAAAUGCACGCGCGGCGAAGCGACCUUAUUUCCAUCACGACGGGCUCGAAGAACCUUGACCGACUUCUUGGAGGGGGCGUCGAAACCGGUUCCAUCACUGAGAUCUUUGGAGAGUUUCGAACGGGGAAAAGUCAGAUAUGUCACACAAUGGCCGUUACAUGCCAGCUGCCUUUCGAUAUGGGCGGUGGAGAGGGCAAGUGCCUCUAUAUCGAUACUGAGGGCACGUUUCGACCUGUCCGGUUGCUAUCGGUAGCAAACCGCUAUGGAUUGGAAGGAGAGGAAGUGCUGGAUAACGUUGCUUACGCUCGAGCUUAUAACUCGGAGCAUCAACUCCAACUGCUCCAACAGGCCUCCCAGAUGAUGUGUGAGACGCGGUUUUCCCUGCUUAUUGUCGACUCUGCAACCUCGCUGUAUCGCACAGACUACAAUGGAAGAGGGGAGCUGUCAUCGAGGCAGUCGCACAUGGCCAAGUUCCUGCGAACGCUGCAGAGGUUGGCGGACGAGUUUGGAAUCGCCGUCGUCAUCACCAAUCAGGUCGUCGCACAGGUGGACGGCGGUCCAAGUGCCAUGUUUAAUCCUGACCCGAAGAAACCGAUUGGCGGUAACAUCAUCGCCCAUGCAAGUACGACUCGGCUGAGUUUGAAAAAGGGUCGGGGUGAGACUCGAAUAUGCAAAAUCUAUGACAGUCCGUGCUUGCCUGAGAGCGACACCUUGUUCGCCAUCUACGAACAUGGCAUUGGCGAUCCUCAGCCCAAGGAUGACAAGGAAUGAUUUAUGGAUGCUUUGAUGGACUGUGGCACAUAGCGUGGGCGUAUGGGUAUUGCUGUUGUUUGUUUAGCUACCAUGUUAACUAUCCUACAAAGUGGAGAUUUCUCCAUUUAUAUGCAUUUGAAAAUAUUGCAUGCCUACCCCUA